Molecule: messenger RNA, 463 nt
Organism: Ceratosolen solmsi marchali
Lineage: Eukaryota; Metazoa; Arthropoda; Insecta; Hymenoptera; Agaonidae
Gene: RpII15
Product: RNA polymerase II subunit RpII15
Exons: 3
Coding region: 54-449 (131 amino acids)
Biological process (GO): maintenance of transcriptional fidelity during transcription elongation by RNA polymerase II; DNA-templated transcription; transcription-coupled nucleotide-excision repair
Cellular component (GO): RNA polymerase II, core complex
Molecular function (GO): DNA-directed RNA polymerase activity; zinc ion binding; nucleic acid binding
Source: RefSeq, a predicted model, not a curated record
UUAUUAGUUUUGUUUCAUCGUAAAGGAAUAAUAUAUGUUUGAACUGAUUAAAUAUGUCAAAAAUGGGAAAUUAUGAUGGUGUUCACGAUGAUGGACCCGGUUUUGUAGGUAUUAAAUUUUGUCAAGAAUGUAAUAAUAUGUUAUACCCUAAAGAAGAUAAGGAAAAUAAAGUUUUAAUGUAUGCAUGCAGAAAUUGUGAUUUUAAAACACUUGCUGACAGUAGUUGCAUAUAUGUAAAUAAAAUUAUGCAUGAAAUUGACGAAUUAACCCAUAUUGUGGCAGAUGUAAUAUCUGAUCCAACUUUACCAAGAACCGAAGAACAUCCAUGUCCAAAGUGUAAUCAUCGUGAAGCAGUAUUUUUCCAAGCUCAAACACGUAGAGCUGAAGAAGAAAUGAGACUUUAUUACGUUUGUACAAAUCAGCAUUGUACACAUAGAUGGACAGAAUAAAACAUUAUAUAUAA